Molecule: messenger RNA, 678 nt
Organism: Selaginella moellendorffii
Lineage: Eukaryota; Viridiplantae; Streptophyta; Lycopodiopsida; Selaginellales; Selaginellaceae
Product: glycerol-3-phosphate dehydrogenase SDP6, mitochondrial-like
Exons: 2
Coding region: 1-678 (225 amino acids)
Biological process (GO): glycerol-3-phosphate metabolic process
Cellular component (GO): glycerol-3-phosphate dehydrogenase (FAD) complex; mitochondrion
Molecular function (GO): glycerol-3-phosphate dehydrogenase (quinone) activity
Source: RefSeq, a predicted model, not a curated record
AUGGCGCCACCGGCUGUGGAGUCGCAUUGGACGCCGCUGCUCGUAGCCUCCGUGUUACAGGGACGAUUUCGCGUGUCGACCAAGCUCAUCCAUGGAGACAAUAGUUCUUACAUUUCUCUCGUUGUACCAACUUGCUCCAGGUGUGAGAUAUCUCGAGAAGGCAGUACGCACUGGACGCACUGGACGAGCGAGCGCAGCUCAUCCAGAAUGCUGCACACCUCCGUCGAGUCCUUCGAGUUCUUCCCGGUGUCUUCGGUUGCAAAGACAGCGGGCGAUGGAAAGACGCUCAAAGGCACGGUGGUCUGCUACGAUGGCCAAAUGGACGAUGCUCGCGUCAACGUUUCUCUGGCUUGCACGGCGGCGCUGGCGGGAGCAGCAGUGCUCAACCACGCCGAGGCAACCGCGAUCAUCAAGGAUGGAUCCACUGGCCAAGUCGUGGGUGCUCGAGUCCGGGACAAUCUUAGCGGCAUGGAAUUUGACGUCCAUGCAAAGGUCGUGAUGAAUGCCGGGGGACCUUUUGUGGACGAGCUGAGAAGAUUUGCGGACAAGGAGUCCAAGCCGAUGAUCGCUCCCAGCAGUGGCGUUCACGUCGUUCUUCCCGACUACUACUCGCCCGAGUCUAUGGGGCUCAUUGUUCCCAAGACGAAAGAUGGCCGGGUGGUGUUUAUGCUGCCAUGA